UCCUCCUCUUCCUCCUCCCCAAUCCUUCUGCUCUGCGCCUUGGGAAGGGAAAGCCCUCGUCCUCAGCCGGGCGGACGCGCUCCCAGCCUGGAUCCACCUGAGGGCGAGACUGCAGCAGGUAAGGAGCGCGCUGCUGCUGCUGCUGCUGUUGACAAGGGAAGAGCGGCGAGGAGGAGGAGGAGGAGAAGGAGGAGGAGGAAGAAGAAGAGACCGCCGUGACAGCGGAAAUCGCCGCCUCCUGGACAGGGGAAGUGGAUAAUCCAGUAAAGCCUUCUAAGAAAACCAGGAGAAAUCAUGGUUUGCACAAAUAAGCUUACAGAGCCAAAAGGACUGUAGAAGAGUCUCUGCGGAAAGAUAAAAAUAACAAUGUGGUUAUGAUAUUUAAAAUCUAUGAUGCCUCCUGCCAUGGCAGAUACCCUGGACAUCUGGGCAGUAGAUUCACAGAUAGCAGCGGAUGGCUCAAUAUCUGUGGAUUGCCUGCUUCCCACUGGAAUUUACAUCAGUUUAGAUGUCCCUCGUGAUGCCACUAUUUGUCAUAUCAAACAGCUGUUAUGGAAGCAAGCACACAGCUACCCUCUGUUUCAUCUUCUUAUGGAGAUCGACUCCUAUAUGUUUUCCUGUGUGAACCAAACAGCGGUACGUGAGGAACUAGAGGACGAGACACGGAGGCUUUGUGAUGUUAGACCAUUCCUUCCUGUUCUUCAACUAAUUACAAGAAGCUGUGACCCAGGAGAAAAAUUGGAUUCUAAAAUAGGUGUCCUUAUAGGAAAAGGCCUCCAUGAGUUUGAUGCCCUACAAGACCCAGAAGUUAAAGAAUUCCGGAUAAAGAUGAGACGAAUCAGUGAAGAGAAGAUGCAAUCACUUGUGAGGUUAUCGUGGAUGGACUGGUUAAAACACACGUAUCCACCAGAAUUGGAACCAGCAGUUCAGGAAAACCUCCAAGAUAAACUUUAUGGUGGCAAUCUAGUUGUGGCUGUUCAUUUUGAUAACUGUCAAGAUGUGUUUAGUUUUCAGGUUUCUCCUAAUAUUAUCCCCAUCAAAUUGAAUGAGCUGGCAAUUCGAAAACGUUUAACUAUCCAUGGAAGGGAAGAUGAAGAAGUUGAUCCUUCUAACUACGUGCUUCAAGUUAGUGGAAGACUGGAAUAUGUCUUUGGAGACCACCCAUUAAUUCAGUUCCAGUAUCUUCAUCGUUGUGUAAUGAGCAGAACUCUUCCUCAGCUGACUCUCAUUGAGUGCAGCACCAUUAAAAAAAUGUGCGAACAGGAAAUGAUUGCUAUAGAAGCUGCCAUAAACCGAAAACCUUCCAACCUUCCACUUCCUUUGCCCCCCAAAAAGUCACGUGUGACACAAAGUGUAUGGGAUAUUAGCCAGCCUUUCAAGGUUCUGCUGGUAAAUGGCAGUAAACUGAACACAGAAGAAACUGCCAAAGUUCAUGUCAGGGCUGGACUCUUCCAUGGAACUGAGCUCCUUUGUAAGCCCAUCGUAAGCUCAGAAAUAUCUGGGAGAAAUGACCAUCUUUGGAAUGAACCCUUGGAAUUCGAUAUUAACGUCUGUGAUUUGCCAAGAAUGGCUAGGCUGUGCUUUGUGGUUUAUGCUGUGAUGGAUAAAAUGAAAAAUAAAAAGUCAGCCAAGUCACUCAAUCCAUCCAAAUACCAGACCAUUAGGAAAGCGGGGAAAGUGCACUAUCCUGUAGCAUGGGUCAAUACUAUGGUCUUUGAUUUUAAAGGCCAAUUUAAAACUGGAGACCUUGUACUGCACAGCUGGUCAUCAUUUCCUGAUGAACUUGAAGAAAUGUUGAACCCAAUGGGAACUGUACAAACAAAUCCAUACACUGAAAAUGCAACAUCUUUGCAGAUCAAAUUUCAAGAGUAUUCAAAAUUUCCUAUUUAUUACCCUCCCUUUGAUAAGAUACUUGAAAAGGCAGCUGAAAUUGCGAGAAGCAGUGAUAGCUCUGGCAUGGCAGGCCGUGGUGGCAAAAAGUUCUACAUUGAGCUAAAGGAGAUCAUGGAAAGGGACCCUUUGUCUCAACUCUGUGAAAAUGAAAUGGAUCUCAUUUGGACUUUACGGUAUGACUGUCGUGAAAAUUUUCCACAGUCUUUGCCAAAGUUGUUGCUCUCCGUGAAAUGGAACAAACUUGAAGAUGUCGCUCAGCUUCAAGCUCUUCUUCAAAUAUGGUCCAAACUGCCCCCCAGAGAAGCAUUAGAGUUGUUGGAUUUCAAUUAUCCAGAUCAAUAUGUAAGAGAGUAUGCAGUGAGUUGCUUAAGGCAAAUGAGUGACGAAGAGCUUGCUCAAUAUCUUCUACAGCUUGUGCAAGUAUUGAAAUAUGAACCUUUUCUCGACUGUGCCCUAUCUAGGUUCCUGCUAGAAAAAGCAAUGGCAAAUAGAAGGAUAGGACAGAUGCUGUUUUGGCAUUUAAGAUCAGAAGUACAUAUUCCUGCAAUUUCAGUGCAGUUUGGUGUGAUACUUGAAGCAUUCUGCCGUGGAAGCAUUGCUCACAUGAAAGUACUUUCUAAACAGGUAGAAGCACUGAAUAAGAUGAAAACACUGAAUAAUUUAAUAAAACUGAAUGCCAUGAAGCAAAGCCGAGCUAAAGGAAAAGAAGCAAUGCACACCUGUUUAAAACAAAGAGUGUACAAAGAAGCCCUUUCUGAUCUCCAAUCCCCUCUGAAUCCUUCUGUUUUACUUUCAGAACUGUAUGUGGAGAAAUGUAAAUACAUGGACUCUAAAAUGAAGCCUUUGUGGAUAGUGUACAAUAACAAAGUAUUUGGUGGAGAUUUGGUGGUGAUCAUGUUUAAAAAUGGAGAUGAUCUACGGCAAGACAUGUUGACGCUUCAGAUGUUACGCCUGAUGGAUUUACUUUGGAAGGAGGCUGGUCUAGAUCUACGAAUGUUGCCUUAUGGUUGUUUAGCAACAGGAGAUCUUUCUGGCUUAAUUGAGGUGAUUUCUGCAUCUGAGACUAUUGCAGACAUUCAACUAAACAGCAGUAAUGUUGCUGCUACCGCUGCAUUCAAUAAAGAUGCUCUUUUAAACUGGCUCAAAGAAUACAACUCGGGAGAUGACUUGGAUCGAGCCAUUGAAGCAUUUACAUUAUCUUGUGCUGGCUACUGUGUAGCUACUUACGUGCUGGGCAUAGGAGACAGACAUAGUGACAAUAUCAUGGUCAGGAAAAAUGGUCAGCUCUUUCAUAUAGAUUUUGGGCAUAUUCUUGGAAAUUUCAAAUCAAAAUUUGGAAUUAAAAGGGAACGAGUGCCUUUCAUCCUCACCUAUGAUUUUAUUCAUGUCAUUCAGCAAGGGAAAACUGGAAAUACUGAAAAAUUUGGUCGGUUUCGCCAAUGUUGUGAAGAAGCAUACUUGAUUCUGCGAAGACAUGGGAACCUCUUUAUCACUCUCUUUGCACUGAUGUUAACUGCUGGGCUUCCAGAACUAACCUCUGUUAAAGACAUCCAGUAUCUGAAGGAUUCCCUUGCCUUAGGAAAGAAUGAUGAAGAAGCACUAAAGCAAUUUAAGCAGAAAUUUGAUGAAGCACUCAGAGAAAGCUGGACCACUAAAGUGAACUGGAUGGCACACACUGUUCGGAAGGACUACCGAUCCUAGAUGGUUUAUAAAUUUGCACUAAGCUGAAUGUUACCCUGACAAUAAAGUGUUUAAAGGGAGAGAACACACCUGAGGUAAUUGCCUGAGCGAUUCCUGAUUAUUUUGCACUCUGCUUUGGCAUGCUUUCAUGAUAUUUUGUAAAAUUAGCAGAUGUCCUCAGUAAAAUCACUUCUGCUGACUUUGCACGCAGAAAGCUAUUACUAAGCUUUUAUAUUAUUAUUUUGAUACAUUGAGAAGCUGUAAAUAUUGGGGAUUUUUAAAAAAUGUUUAAGCAGCAUACUCUAACGUUGUGUGGAUCGUUAGAGACUUCUUGGACUGAUUGCUAAACAGUGUCAGAGAUUUGGGGAUGUCUGUAAUGUCUCUAAAAAAUGAACAUUGUUUUGUGUGUGUAUGUGUGUGUGUGUGUGUGUGUGUGUGUGUGUGUGUGUGUAUAUAUAUAUAUAUAUAUAUAUAUAUAUAUAUAUAUAUAUAUAUAUAUAUAUACUGUCAUUGACAGAUUUGUUCUACUGGAAAUAACUGCCAGAUUAUUGUAUAGCCAAAAGCUGCUUAUUGUCUUGAACUGCUACUAGAAAAACAGAAAUUUCUACAUAAUGGGAAAUGUAUUUUAAAAAACAGAUCAUUUUGUUCAAGUGCUCAGUGUUGAUGUAAAUGUCUUAAAUUUGACCACAGUGUGAAUUGUCUUUGUGUAUUUUGAAUAUCUUUUGUUUAGAAGAUUUCAUGAAGUUGUCUUGAUGGUUUUCCAGUGAUAUCCAUAACAAUUUGUGUGCUUCACAUAAACUGUUUAAUAUAUGUAAAUGGAAAACCUAUGCUUGAACACUUACCAGGCAGCUACAUCGCCAAACAAGAAAAACUGGAUGUUAAAGUCAAGAGAUGUGUGAUUACAUUUUAAAAUAUGCUAUAGUGCAAACAUUUUUAAAUGAAAGGGCUCCAAAUUGGAGUCAGAUCGGUUAUUUACAGUGUUCCUAAAUUACCUGCAGUGAUGUUUGUCUUGUCCAGAUUUGUGUUCAACCUAAGAUUACUGAUGGAGAAAACUGGAUUUAUCCUAACUUAUAAAAUAUGGUACCAUAUGUUAAGGUGCUCAAUACAUGAGCAAUUCAAAUUAGAAGUGCAAUAGGAGCUGCUGGCUGAAGAUGUAACAUGAAAUGUUUUGAAACAGUGGCAAGAUGGACAUCUAGCUACUGCUUGCUCUCCAAAGAACACUGAUAGAUCUUAGUUUUCAUGAUUCAAUAAAAGUAAUUAUAUAUGAAGUUACUUUGGGAUCAAAUCAAUGAUUUUAAACACAUUGCAUUAAAGACUACUUUGGCUAUUUUGCUUUGUCUAAGGUAUGUGUGAGUGUUUCUGCAGUGGGCAGCUUAUGGCCUUCCUGAGGAUAUUAAACAGCAUAUCCCAUCAUUCUUAGCCAUCAUACCCAAUGGUAAGGAAUGGGAAUUGUUGUCCGUACAAUGUCUGGAAAAGGACCACAUGUCUCCAGUUCUACUGAAAAGUGCACUAUAUAUGGAUGGAUGUAAUUCUCUGACUGAUCUACUGUCAAGUUGAGGAUCAAUAAUCCAUUAAAAGGUCAAAUGUGAUAGGCAAUAUAUCAUAUAUUUGAAUUUGAUCUCUCGCUUGUAUCGCUUGUGUUAUAUUCUACUGGCAUUGCAUUUUGAAGCAUUCUGCCCUUUCAAAACUCAGACCUGUCAAUUUUCAGAUAUUAUUCUGUAAAUCUUGUUUUCAGUUUGUGUGUGUUCACUGUCUUUUCUGUACCUCGGUGGACUGUUGCAGCUUUUCAUUGCACUUGAAACUAAUGAAACAGAAAUCAAACUAAUGAGUAAAAUUGUAUUUUUAAUUUGGAGUCCAUUUGUUUGUAUUCCCAUUUGUUUUAGUAAUUGAAAUUGAGAGCACUAACUCGUUUAGUUUUUCAUUAAGCUAUUAAAUUGAUUGUAUACCCCUG
Messenger RNA from Anolis carolinensis (green anole), 5524 nucleotides. RefSeq names its product phosphatidylinositol-4,5-bisphosphate 3-kinase catalytic subunit beta (gene pik3cb). The record is from RefSeq and is a predicted model, not a curated record. Gene Ontology annotation, molecular function: 1-phosphatidylinositol-4-phosphate 3-kinase activity; 1-phosphatidylinositol-3-kinase activity. Gene Ontology annotation, cellular component: phosphatidylinositol 3-kinase complex; cytoplasm; plasma membrane. Gene Ontology annotation, biological process: cell migration; phosphatidylinositol-3-phosphate biosynthetic process; phosphatidylinositol 3-kinase/protein kinase B signal transduction. The coding region runs from base 391 to 3594 and encodes 1067 amino acids. The transcript is spliced from 24 exons. NCBI's taxonomy places the organism in Eukaryota, Metazoa, Chordata, Lepidosauria, Squamata, Anolidae.